Trichomonas vaginalis G3 is the source of this 888-nucleotide messenger RNA. RefSeq names its product glycine-rich protein family. NCBI's taxonomy places the organism in Eukaryota, Parabasalia, Trichomonadida, Trichomonadidae. The record is from RefSeq and is a predicted model, not a curated record. The coding region runs from base 1 to 888 and encodes 295 amino acids. The transcript has a single exon.
AUGUAUAAAUUCGAAUCGUGGGGUGCAUCUGGAACAUGUCUAGGCAAUCCUGGAAAUCAAGGAUUGGGUGGUUAUACUUCAGGAAUUAUUUACUUGAGAAGUGUAACUCCAUUCUAUCUAUUUGUUGGUGCUCACACAGAUUUUAACUAUAAAACUAAUGUGGGAACUUAUUAUGCUCGAGGCGGAGCAUCUUCUGAUAUAAGAUUGACUGUAAACAGUAAUUUUGAUUGGUUUGAUCCUGAAUCGCUAAGGUCUCGUAUCAUGGUUUCUGCCGGUGGAGGAGGUGCUGAAUGGAUGGGAUCCAUUGGUGGAAAUGCUGGCGACUUGGAAGGUAGUGAUGGAAAAACUGAUUGCAGAAACAAUGGAGUAAUUUGCAAUGAGAUCGUAAGUAAAGGAGCCAAUCAACUUCGAGGUGGAAAUGCUACCAGCCUUAACAUGUUUUAUGAUGGAACAAUUGUGCGACAAUAUGACAGUUACGAAGGGAAGUUUGGUCGAAUAGUGCAUCCAGAUGGAGUAAAUAUAGGAGGCAUGGGAGGAAAUGGAUAUUAUAGUGGGGCAACACUAGGAUACACCGGCGGUGGAGGAGGAGGAAGCUCUUUCAUCUCAGGUCACGAAGGAUGUAUUGCAUUGAAAAGUUCAUUGAAUGAAAAUCCAUCGAAUUCUAGUAUCCACUAUUCAGAAUUGUAUUUCACUCAAACUCAAAUGAUCCCUGGAAAUGAAACGAUGCCAUUAUAUUCAUCAAGCAAUGCAAAAGGCAAAGGUAACAAAAACGAAGGUUGUAUUCGUAUUACAAUUCUUACCAAGGAUUGCAGUUACUACUACAACUCAUAUUUUCAAAUGAGUUAUUUCUUUCCUACCCUUAUUUUUCUUUUGUUUGACUCCAAAUAA